This is a messenger RNA of Prorocentrum cordatum, 1533 nucleotides long. The record is from the annotation of a GenBank genome assembly. NCBI's taxonomy places the organism in Eukaryota, Dinophyceae, Prorocentrales, Prorocentraceae.
GUUUCCUCAGCGACGGGGAAGGAGCCGAAGGUUGGCAAGCAUCGGGACAGGGCUUUCGACUGGGAGUUGAUAGCAACCACACUUGAGCCGUCUGCAACCGUUCCUGAGUUCCUCGAGUAUGGAAACAAACUGUCCAAGUCUCCGAUGCAGACUGAGAAGAUGCAGCAGCGCCAGGACAUGCCCAAGGCAUUGGCGAAGGUCCGCAACAACUUGUCCUACGCCCAGAAAGCGAUGCAGGCCGCUCUCACGGGCAUUGCGAGCAAUGUCAAGGGCCCGGCCAAAAAGGAUCACGAGAGUUGGUCAGAGGAGAUGGCCAAGCGUGCGCGUACACUGCGCAGGCGCACGGCCAACUACGGCUACAAGUCCAAGCCGCCGCAGUGGUUCGUCGAUCUCGGCAUCUACGAGGACGUCGAGGACAGCGGCGACUCCGACGACGGCGCACCAGAUAAGGAUAAGGUCGAUGACGAUGGCAAGGCCGACGCCGAGAUGUCGUACGAGUACGGGUUCGACAGGGGGCUGCAGAUCGUGUGGCGCAGGACUCCUAAGAAGAAGGGUGCGAGGCCUUCUGCGAUCGACAUCGCAUCUAACAUGAUCAUUCUUGACAAGGCUCGGAGGACCGACGCGACGAUAGCGGAGUGGGAAGACGGGUCACGAAAGGAAAUGCUUCAAGUCACAGUGGGACUAUGGAGGAAUAUGCAAAGUUACAGUCUUUCGGAUUCGAGUGCCAGCAAGGAGGUCGACAAGGCUGCUCCUGCCGAGAAGCCUGAGGAUAGGAGCAAGAAUGUCGACGAGGCCGAGCCUGCCGAGAGGCCCGAGGAGACGCCCGCCAGCCAGAAGGCCAAGCGGAAGUCCGAGGAUAACAACGGCGAGGAGGACGACGACAGCGUGAAGUUGCCUGAGCCUAAGAAGAAACGCUGGACUGCCCCACACUUCAUGGACCCAGACGGCAGAGGCGCGACUGUCAAGUUCCGCAACGAUGGGCCAGCUGGUGGGGCCAAGAAGAAGCUGUGCGUUGUCCAGGUUCAGGGGUCUACAUUCCUCACGGUCGGCGCGAAGUGCUGGAGCGAGCCGUGCAGCGAGCAGGCGCAGACCACGUGCGCCGACUUCAUGAUCACGCAGGCGAAGUUCGUGGCCGAGGGCGGUUACACGAAGGAGGAAGCAGCAAAGGCGAAGGCCGAUGUCUACGAGAUUUUGAAGGCGGCGGCCCACAUGCGAGAUCUGGGGGACAAGUCCGCGGCCAUGCCGAUCGAGAACCAAGGAUGCGCUCACCGCGCCACGGGCGCGAGGAGCAAGCAGACGGUCGAUAUCGACAAAACCGUCAUCGAGGAGCACGGCGUCCCGAAGCCCGCCAGCAAGCCCAAGGCCAAGCCCAAGGGCAAGGUCAGCGUCGAGGGGGGCGCCGACGGGGGCAAGAGCGACCUGGCCAGCAGCUCCAACGCGUCUUCUGCCGCCACCACGGGCGCGCAGCAGCUCGCGCCGAGCGCCCCCCUGGAGAAGAUCUGGACGACCCCUGCGACUCCGCAGGCGUCCGAG